This is a messenger RNA of Alligator mississippiensis (American alligator), 1256 nucleotides long. RefSeq lists its product as uncharacterized. NCBI's taxonomy places the organism in Eukaryota, Metazoa, Chordata, Crocodylia, Alligatoridae. Bases 299 to 931 code for a protein of 210 amino acids. The record is from RefSeq and is a predicted model, not a curated record. The transcript has 2 exons.
UCUCACCUACCAUGCACCUCCAAAUACAUGGUUGUAUUUUUUUCAGUUGUCACAUGCCACCCAAAGAAGCAUCACUGUAUUCUCUGGCCGCCCCCAAAAUAAGUGUUACCUCAUUCUCUUGUGCCCCUCCCCAGAGCUGGCUGCAUCUCAGCCCCCUUCUGUCCCCUCAUCUUCUUUCCUUCCCCAGAUCCACCCACGUCUCAGCACCAGGUCCUCCCGGGCACCUAGCUGUUGUGUCCAAUCCGUCACCGUCCAAUCCCUGUCUCGAUGGGGAUCUGCACCCCCCCCAUACACUCCCAUGAACCUCGGGGCUGACCUGGCCCUCGUGCUUCUGGCGCGGAGGGUGGGCAGAAUCUGCCCCAUCCCCCUGCGGUGUGCAGCCCCCAGCCCCUUCCCGGCACCCAGUGCUGGGCCACGGGCUGGAGCUGCCCGAGUUGGGGACGGCAGGGCUGGGAGCCCGGCCGUUGCAGGUGUAACCCCCCUCUGUUGGACCUGGCUGGGCUUCCCUUCAUCCUCCUUGGUCCCGACAGGUCUGAUCUACUACGACAACCCCAGUCCCCGUUAUCGGGGCCGCCCCAGUGCGAGCAGCUGUGUGAGCGGCCGCCCCCAGGCACCUCUGGGGGCCCGGACUGGAUCACUGACACCGCCCCUGCGCCGGCUACACGGACAGUCACCAGGGCAUCGACAAGGAGCCAAGACCCGGCUGAGUACCAAGUUGCCUUCAGGACCCCUUGCGUGGGGGGCAGUCCUUGACCUUGUCCUUGACUCCCACUAUGACCCGGGAAACAAGGAUGCCAAUUGGCAGUGGUCCUCCUGGCACAGGCUGUACCCCCCACGGCUCGCACCUGCCCCAUCUGGAUAUGGCCCCCACCCCCUCCGUGGGCACCUGGUGCUGGGCAAGCAGCUGCGGGGGGCUGCACCCCACAGGUGAGUUAGGGGGCUGGCAGCACGGAUGCCUGGGCUGUCCCAGAGGGGAGUGUGUCGGCAUAGGGGAAGGUCCCGGGCACUCAGCUGGCACCACCACCCCUGUGAUGGUCUCCACCACAGCACCCACACCCCAGCCUCUCACUGCCAAUCACCUGGGGCGUCCGUACAGUGCCAGGCGCCCUCAAUCUCCGCCUGGGGGAUCUGCCCAGCGCCCCCCGCUCUCGGCCUGGGGGAUCCGCCCAGCGCCCAGCGCCCCCCGCUCUCGGCCUGGGGGAUCCGCCCAGCGCCCCCCGCUCUCGGCCUGGGGGAUCCGCACAGCGCCCAGCGCC